Wyeomyia smithii (pitcher-plant mosquito) is the source of this 1904-nucleotide messenger RNA. RefSeq names its product sphingomyelin phosphodiesterase 1-like. The transcript has 4 exons. NCBI's taxonomy places the organism in Eukaryota, Metazoa, Arthropoda, Insecta, Diptera, Culicidae. Bases 18 to 1904 code for a protein of 628 amino acids. Gene Ontology annotation, biological process: sphingomyelin catabolic process; ceramide biosynthetic process. Gene Ontology annotation, molecular function: acid sphingomyelin phosphodiesterase activity. Gene Ontology annotation, cellular component: lysosome. The record is from RefSeq and is a predicted model, not a curated record.
AGUCCUCGGCAGACGGGAUGAAGCUAACAAUUGCAGUUUGGAUAAAUGUUUUACUUGUUGUAACCAUGGAUGGAUAUCAAGUAAAACCGAGGGAUUUCCAGCAAAUGGUGAGCUCAAUGGAGCAACAAUACGAAGACAUUCAAGAGGAGUUCCAGAAAGAAUUUCGGACGUGGCAGCAGACGGGUGAGAAAACAGUUCGAUUACAGCAAAUACUCGAUGGUUGGAAGUUUACAGGGCAAGAUCGCCGCGAAUAUUUAGAAGAUUUUCCGCACGAAAGACAAACAGCGAUGUGCGUUCUCUGCCGUUCCGUUGUAUCCCAGAUCAUGCAGAUGCGUUCGAAUGGGACAGGCAGGGCGGACCUGUUCGCUACAGUUUACGAGCUGUGUACCACGCUGCAAAUUCAGGAGUCAGACGUUUGCUUUGGAGUGAUUGAUAUAAAUAUUGAUAUUGUUUUGCAUAUUUUCGAUGAACGGCCAAACCUGGGAGCGGAUGUCGUAUGUGGGGUGAUCUUACAAUCGUCGUCGUGUGUUUUUGAUGCUCCCGAGUUUACCGACUGGUCAGUUAAUGUAGACCCCAAUGGGAAACCAGUUACGGAGUCGAAACACUUCCCGAACGCGAGAAGCGAAAACGACAUCAAGAUAGUGCAAAUCACUGAUAUGCAUUACGAUCCAAAAUACGAAGCCGGUUAUAAUGCCAACUGUAACAAGCCGACCUGCUGUCGAAACGAUCAAGGAAUUCCAGAGGAUCCGGAAGACGGUGCUGGUUACUGGGGAGAUCUCCGAUAUUGCGAUUCUUCUUGGGCCUCCAUCGAAGACGCUAUCGAUCAUAUUGUUGAGGAGCAUCCAGAUGCUGCCUACAUCUACCAGACGGGAGAUAUAGUGGAUCAUGGCGUAUGGGAAACGUCGUUUGGCCACAACAUUCGUACUAUGAAUAGGUUCCACAACAAACUGCUGGAAGCUUUCCCGGAUAAACCCGUUUACAACACUAUAGGUAACCACGAACCCCAUCCACUGAAUGUAUUCGCACCGAGUACUGUGAGUCGCCAAGAUUUAUCCGUAAGUUGGCUUUACGAAUACUUGGCGGAUGUUUGGGGUCACUGGUUGCCACGAUCGACUAGAACCUCAAUCCUCCAAGGCGGAUUCUACACGGCGUUGGUUCGGCCGGGCUUGCGAGUGGUUGUUCUCAACAACCAGGAUUGUUAUAACAUGAAUUGGUGGAUUAUGUGGGAUCCGGGAUAUCUUGCAACCCAACUUCAAUGGUUGCAUGAUGUUUUGUUGCUUGCAGAGCGGAAUGGUGAGAAAGUUCAUCUACUAGCACAUAUUCCGUACAGCUCAUAUGGGUCGAUUUAUUUCGUUUGUCAACGGGAGUUCCGACGCAUCGUCGAACGCUUCCACGAUACUAUAAGUGCACAGUUUAAUGGUCACACCCAUAAGGAUGAGAUUAAUGUGUUUUACUCGCGAGAAAACCCACAGCACGCCAUUAACGUUGCGUGGAAUGGAGGCAGUCUAACAUCUAGUCAUAAUAAUCUGAACUAUGUUGUGUAUUAUGUAGAUCCAGAAACUUACCAAGUAACCGAUUUCGAAUCCUACAUCUUCAACCUAACGGACGCCAAUCGAUUUCCGGAUCGAAGGCCAGAGUGGUACAAAGUUUACUCCUUUGCCGACGCUUUCGGAAUGCACAACCUAAGUCCAGCGGAAGUUGAUACCGUGGUGAAACGAUUCGGAACACCGGCUGGACGAAGCGAACUUCGAAAAUAUUGGGAGUUCACGAUGAAGAUGGGAGAUUUGACACUGGCAGCCGGGUGCGAUGAUGACUGUUUGCUUAACGUCCUAUGCAGGGCUGUUCUAAGCGAGCUGAAUGACGAUGUAAAGUGUGAUGAACUGAGAGAAACAUUUUUCGAUUGA